This is a messenger RNA of Triticum dicoccoides, 1182 nucleotides long. RefSeq names its product pectin acetylesterase 9-like. NCBI's taxonomy places the organism in Eukaryota, Viridiplantae, Streptophyta, Magnoliopsida, Poales, Poaceae. The transcript has 11 exons. Gene Ontology annotation, molecular function: hydrolase activity. The record is from RefSeq and is a predicted model, not a curated record. Bases 112 to 903 code for a protein of 263 amino acids.
CCGGCGUUCUCAGCAACGAUCCGGCCAGGAACCCAGAUUUUUACAACUGGAAUCGCGUGAAGCUGCGGUACUGCGACGGCGGAUCCUUCGCGGGCGAUUCAGAGUUCAGAAAUGGCGUACUCUUCAGUCAUCUACAUGAGAGGUCAAAGGAUAUGGGAUGCUAUCAUCUCCGAUCUCCUCACCAAAGGCCUCGCCAAAGCCGAAAAGGUGCUGCUCUCAGGCUGCUCAGCAGGAGGCCUAGCUACAUUCUUCCACUGCGACAACCUCGGGGAGCUUCUCGGGGGCGUCGCCACGGUGAAAUGCAUGAGCGACGCGGGGUUUUUCCUUGAUGUGGAUGACAUUUCCGGCAACAACAGCAUUAGACCUUUCUUUAGCAGCCUAGUUGCUCUGCAGGGAGCUGAGAAGAAUUUGAACAAAGACUGUCUAAAUUCAACACUCAAUCCUUAUCUGUGUUUUUUCCCGCAAUAUGCACUUCAAAACAUUAAAACCCCAUAUUUCAUCUUGAAUUCAGCGUACGAUGUAUAUCAGUUCCAUCACAUCUUUGUGCCUCCUUCGUCUGAUCCUACGGGUCACUGGAGUCGCUGUAAGGCGGACCCCAGCACAUGCAGCACAUCACAAAUUGCAACUCUACAAGGCCUAAGAAGUGCAAUGUUAACAGCUCUGAAACCGUUUGAAGGUGAGCCGGAGAUGGGCAUGUUCAUCAAUUCUUGCUUUGCACAUUGCCAGAGCGAGCUGCAGGACACAUGGUUUGCGCCGAAUUCCCCAACACUGGACAAUGAGACAAUUGCAGAGCUAGUCGGUGAUUGGUACUUUGAAAGGGGUGCCGCCCAAGAAAUCGACUGCGCCUAUCCCUGCGACUCAACUUGUCACAACAUUAUACCAUUGAAUCAGGUCGGCAACUAGUGGAUACAAUGUGUUAUGUAGGUUGGUUCAUAGUGUUCUUCAGCUCAAUACAAGAGAUAUUGGCAAAAAUUUACUGUGUAUUGCUAAGUUCAUCAUAUAUACUACAAAUAUAUAGAAGAAAUAGCUUGGAUGCCCAGCAUGGAGGUAGCAUGUUUCGGGUUCGAAUCCAUCAUUUCCAUGUCUGUACAUUUGCUUUCUUUGGUCCAUUUUCUUUGACAAUCAUUCUUUGAUUUUGGGACUGUCUAUUUUGGGACUGAAUUUCAAUUGGUAUUCAUCUUU